Messenger RNA from Stegastes partitus (bicolor damselfish), 2989 nucleotides. RefSeq names its product potassium voltage-gated channel subfamily KQT member 5-like. Gene Ontology annotation, molecular function: voltage-gated potassium channel activity. NCBI's taxonomy places the organism in Eukaryota, Metazoa, Chordata, Actinopteri, Pomacentridae. The coding region runs from base 121 to 2733 and encodes 870 amino acids. The record is from RefSeq and is a predicted model, not a curated record. Gene Ontology annotation, biological process: potassium ion transmembrane transport. The transcript has 13 exons. Gene Ontology annotation, cellular component: membrane; voltage-gated potassium channel complex.
GUCUUUGUGUUUUGGUUCAGGUUCAUCCUGGUCUUCAGCUGCCUGGUUCUGUCGGUGUUCUCCACCAUCCCGGCCCACCAGGACUUCUCCUCCCACUGCCUGCUCAUCCUGGAGUUUGUGAUGAUCGUGGUGUUCGGGCUGGAGUACAUCAUCCGGAUCUGGUCGGCGGGAUGCUGCUGUCGCUACAGAGGGUGGCAGGGUCGGCUUCGCUUCGCCAGGAAACCUUUCUGCGUCAUAGACAUCAUCGUUCUGAUCGCCUCCGUCGCCGUGGUGUCGGCCGGCAGUCAGGGAAACAUCUUCGCCACGUCGGUGCUGCGCAGCCUCCGCUUCCUGCAGAUCCUCCGGAUGGUGCGGAUGGACCGGAGAGGAGGAACCUGGAAGCUGCUGGGAUCCGUCGUGUACGCGCACAGCAAGGAGCUGGUAACCGCCUGGUACAUCGGCUUCCUGGUCCUGAUCUUCUCGUCGUUCCUCGUCUACCUUGUGGAGAACAAGUUCAACAAGGAGUUUGCGACCUACGCCGACGCCUUGUGGUGGGGAACGAUCACCCUGACAACCAUCGGCUACGGAGACAAGACGCCAAAGACGUGGACGGGACGGAUGCUGUCUGCAGGGUUCGCCCUCCUGGGAAUCUCGUUCUUCGCCUUACCAGCAGGUAUUCUGGGCUCAGGAUUCGCCCUGAAGGUCCAGGAGCAGCACCGACAGAAGCACUUUGAGAAAAGACGGAACCCAGCCGCCUACCUCAUCCAGUGUGUUUGGCGUAGUUAUGCGGCUGAUGAGAACUCGGUUUCCAUUGCUACCUGGAAGCCUCACUUGAAGGCGUUGCAUACCUGCAGCCCUACAAAGAAGGAGCAGGGAGAGUCGACUACCAGCCAGAAGUUGAGCUUUAAGGAGCGGGUGAGGAUGGCGAGCCCCCGCGGUCAGAGCAUCAAGAACCGGCAGUCGUCCUCGGUGAACGACCGGCGCUCCCCGGUGGCCGACGCCGGCACCGAAGGCACGAGUCCCGCCAAAGUUCAGAAGAGCUGGAGCUUCAACGACCGCACGCGAUUCAGGCCGUCGCUCCGCCUCAAGAGCCAGUCGCGCUCCACCACGGACGCCGACUCCAACGUGGCGGCCGAGGACGGUUUCGACGACAAAGGAUGUCACUGCGAGAUCUCGGUGGAGGAUUUGCUGCCCUCGGUCAAGUCCGUCAUCAGAGCUGUCAGGAUAAUGAAGUUCCACGUAGCCAAGAAGAAGUUCAAGGAGACGCUGCGUCCGUACGACGUGAAGGACGUGAUCGAGCAGUACUCGGCCGGUCACCUGGACAUGCUGUGUCGCAUCAAGAGCCUGCAGACCAGGGUGGAUCAGAUCCUCGGGAAGGGCCAGAUCCCUCUGGAUAAGAAGAUUCGAGAGAAGCUGCUGUCGGAUGGAGACUUGCUGGAGGACGUGAGCAUGUUGGGUCGCGUCUGCAAGGUGGAGCGGCAGGUCCAGUCGAUCGAGUCAAAGCUCGACUCGCUGCUCGACAUCUAUCGUCAGGUUUUGCGUAAAGGCUCGUCCUCGGCCCUCACGCUCUCCUCCCUCCCCCUCUUCGAGCUGGAGCAGACCUCCGACUACAACUCCUCCGUCUUCAGUAAGGACCUGCCCUGCUCCCCCCAGGUCGGCGGCGGAGCGCCUCCCCCGGGCGGCUUCGUCACUCGCUCCUCCACCAACUCCCACCUCCCCCAGGGCGGACUCCAUCUCAUCCUGGCUGCCCCCAACGAGCUCAACCUCAACCUCAACGCCUCCUCCUCCACACCCCCCUCUGGCCUCCCGUCCUCCUCUUUCAGCCCGUCGCCGCUGCCUCAUCACCACCAUCACCAUCACCACCACCACCACCAUCCUCAUCACCACACCCAGGCUCAGGCCACCACACCUGAGAGUGUCACCGACGAGGCGGUGGGAAGCUCUCCACCCAUCCUCACCCCGAACAGCGUCAGCAGUUCUGGGGGCCGAGGAGUCGGAGAUGGAGGGUUUCCUCUUCUGGCGAGGCUUCCGCCGCCGCCGCCUCCCAGCCGGAGCAGUGGUCCAGGCAACAUGGUGCGAGCGACGUCCACAGAAGCCUCCCCUGACAUGGAGGACUUCUGUGGAGGUUUAGGGACGCAGAUGGAGGACAGCGGCGUCAGGGAGGACCUCGGUCUCGGGUUGGGGUUGGGCAGACUGGGGCAGCAGCUACAGGACAAAGGCAACGGCAGGCUUAGUGCGAAGGAGGAGGGUUCCUGGAGGAGACACAUGAGCCUGGAGCUGGAGCCUCUGGUGCCGCCGGCUCUGGGCUGCUGCCCGGGUCCCAUCCAGAUGGACCGAGGACUGGGCAAGUCCAUGUCGGUGCAGGACCUGAUGCAGGCAGCACCGGGGAACGUCCACGACGCCCGCCACAGCCUGUCGUCCCCCAGCCCCAGCACGAGCAGCGACUCCCCCAUCGGCUUCCACAGCUGUAGCCAAGACCCCGGGGGAGGCAGCACAGGCCGGAGCGGUGGAGGUGGAGGCUGGGGCGAGGAGGACCUCUUUAUCAGUGACAGGGACAUAGAGGCGCAGGGGUUUGACUUCCUGUCACAGGGGACUACAGACGCCCACACCUACACCUCGGAGCUCCUGAGGACAGGGGGCAGAGCUGGGGCGGGGUCCCGGGGCUCGAACCGUAGCCUGGCCAGCGGCCAAACGUCCUCCCCCUCUGCCGGCAGCACCGAACUGCUGAACAUGCCGCACGUACGGCUAAAAUAGAGCCCGGCUACAUGUUCGUAAGGCACACAAAUCUCACCUCACUGACGGUUUUUAUCCUUUUUGGAGGGUGGGACUGAAACACGAGGUCCUUCUUUUUUUUUUGUUUGUUUGUUUAUUUUCUUGUUGAUCCAUUUGAUAAGAAUCACAGUAUUUUCAUACAGGCUGAUCACAUACGGCAUAUCGUUGCAUGAGUUGUUCUUUGUUUUGAAGUAGGAUUGACAAAUCUGAGAUUAAAGAUUGAAAAACGCAGACGCCC